Heterobasidion irregulare TC 32-1 is the source of this 3081-nucleotide messenger RNA. RefSeq lists its product as uncharacterized. The transcript is spliced from 4 exons. Gene Ontology annotation, biological process: nuclear envelope organization. The record is from RefSeq and is a predicted model, not a curated record. Gene Ontology annotation, molecular function: protein-membrane adaptor activity. Gene Ontology annotation, cellular component: nuclear envelope; meiotic nuclear membrane microtubule tethering complex. Bases 1 to 3081 code for a protein of 1026 amino acids. NCBI's taxonomy places the organism in Eukaryota, Fungi, Basidiomycota, Agaricomycetes, Russulales, Bondarzewiaceae.
AUGUCCUUCUCGAGUACACCGCUCGGUCAAGGCAGACGUCUCGAUCACCACACUUUCCUCAACAACAAGGCCCCGAACCCUGCCGCCCACGCGCGCGCACCCAACGAGCCCCCGCGAGCGGACCGCAUCCCCGCCUCUUACGCUUACGGGUGCGUCACACCCCCUUUUCGUCCUCGGCGCGUCGCACCCACGCUCACCACACGUUCUCCGCCAAAUCACCCCGCCCGUGAUCCACGCGAGGAAAACGCAGAGGACGGCCAGGACGACCCCGCGCUCGUCCGCUUCGCUCGCCUUAAACAGCGCGAACAGGCCCUCAGGGCUACCGAUUCCGCACCUCGAACCAUUCCCGACCCCCCCAACCCCACCAGGUGGGCCGUCAAGGACACCUCUGUACAGAUCGCGAGCGCCUUCAACCAGGCCGCCGCGACCUCCACCUCCCAAGAAAUGAACCCCAACGACUCGUGGGCCUCCAGCUCACGCACCUACGUCCCCCGCAGCACCUCCGUCGAGUACGAAAAGGAGACUCAGACGACCGCAACGCGCAGACUGGCGCCCCCUCCCAAUCGAUUCGCGCCCCCCGCCCGCUCAACCGGCGCUGCGCGCCGCGGCGUCGUCCGCAAUCACUCCUCGCAGUACGUCCCGGACUCGGAGGAGGAAAACGCCCAGCAGGCGAACGGGGACGCCGCCGGCAAGACCGCCUUUGACGCCGUCGUCGACUUUGCAAAACGGACCGCGUUCUAUCUGCGCCAGCCCUCGCAGGAGCCCGAGGGCCCAGAACCCCCCGCCGCAAACGGACACGCGAAUGGCCAUUCGAACGGCGCCAUCGACCCGUCGUACGAUUAUUCCGCCGAGGAACGCGAGUUCCAGGCACAGCAGAGUCAGAACCAAAACGGUGCAUCGCGCAAGCCGAACGCUACCCAUCGCCGGAACCGCAUGUCCAUCGACAACAAGGCGUAUCGCCCUCCCCAGUCCGAUGUGGACGAGUCGGACGAGUACCUGUCGGAGGAUGGAAAGAAGGGACGGAAGAAGAAGUCGAAAAAGAAAGAUACCGCUGGAGGCCCGCUCACCACGCUGCCAGUCACCCAGUAUGAUAAGAGGCGGAAGCGGAGAAAGUCUGGAAAAGGCAAUGGCGCUGGGGCCGAGGAGGGAGAGGGAGAAGGAGAGGGAGACGAAGGAGAAGAAAGCGAGGGCGAUGAACAGUUACAAGAACGAGCAUCUGUCUCCCGCGUGUCGCUACCGCCUCCAUCGCGCGCUUCGAUCGUUCGCGGAUCCGUGCCUCCUGCCCCACCGUCACACUACGAUCAGCCCGUCAACGAUGCCUCCUUAGAGUCAGCGGAACAGGGUCUCGACUCGAUAGAGGAAGUAGAAGAGCGCCAUGACUAUCAGAAGAGCUCGGACGAGUACGAAUACGAGUACGAGCCCGCUCCCUCCCGCGCUGCCAUGUCCAUUGGCGGUGCCCUGGGCAGACUCGUCCACUUUGGCUUCCGAUCCGUUGGAUCCAUCGUUGCGUUCUUCCUCCGAGCUCUGGCAAUGGUCACGGGUCUCGCUGGACGAGCUUUGGGGAUCACCUUCAAUAUCCUGUUCAACCAGCCGGCGCGAUGGCUUUCUAGAGGACACCUGGGCCCGUGGUUGAAAUACGCACUCGUGGCCUUUGUGCUAUACGCGACAUGGAUAUCGCUCCGCGGCGUCGACUUUUCCAACUUUAUUCCAUCCCUGCCUUCCCUGUCCUCGUCUCAGCCCUAUAAGGCUCCCGACACCCCGCCCGUCGAUAUUUCUGCUCUGUCUGGCCGACUCAUGGAGCUGGAGAAGCAGCUGCACGAUAUUUCUGUGCGCGCGGCCCAGACGCAGCAUGGCGAUUUCGAAGCUCGAUCGCAGCUCUCGUCGCAGAUCCGCAGACUGGAGUCGGAAGUCAAGACGGACCGCUCGCGCGUCUCCGAGAUGGAAGUGAAGCAUCGAGAGACGGCGAGCCGGGACAUCAAGGCCGUCCACGUCGAGAUGCAGCAGCUGAGGCAUCAGCUGAAGGAGUCGCAGAACAGCCAGUCGGGGCGGGCUGCCAACGACGAGGAGGCGCGGGCGAAGCUGCUCGCCCUCGAGGAGCGGGUGGGGAGCGUCGAGGGUGGCGUGCGGGAGGCGCUCGAGCUCGGGAAGACGACGGCGAAGGUCGGCGGGGUCGCGGCUGGCAGUGGCGCGGCGUGGUGGAACAAGCUGGCCAACGCGGUGACGAUCAAGUCGGCGGACGGGCAGGACGUGACGGCCCUCAUCGGCCACCUCGUCGAAUCGGCCGUCGCGCGCUACUCACGUGACACGAUCGCGAAGCCCGACUUUGCGCUCAACUCGGGCGGGGCAGGGGUCAUCCCAUCGCUCACGUCGCCGACGCUUGAGGUGCGGCCGCACGGCCUGCGGAGCUCGCUGCUGGGGAUGGUCACUGGCAGCGGGUACAGCACCGGGCGGCCCCCGAUCACAGCACUGCACCAUGAGACCCGGAAUGGGCACUGCUGGCCGUUCAUGGGCUCGCAGGGGCAGCUGGGGGUGCAGCUUGCGCAUCCGGCGCGGAUCGAGGAAGUGACGAUCGACCAUGUCGCAAAGGACGUCGCAUGGGACAUGCGCUCUGCGCCGCGGGAGAUGGAGCUCUGGGGCCUCGUCGAGGGCGCGGAGAACCUCGAGAAGAUCCGGGUGUGGCGGGAGGAUCGGCAGCGGCGCAAGGAGGCUGCGCGGCGGGAGGCGGAGGAGAACGGGCUGGUGAUCGUGUCGGAGGAAGCGGAGGCGUACCCGGCGACACUGCCGCGGGACGCGCCGUACGUGAAGGUGGCGGAGUUCGCGUACGACAUCGAGGCGGAGGCGAACGUGCAGACGUUCGCCGCGCUGGAGGACGUGCGCGCGCUCGGGGUCGACUUUGGGGUCGUCGUGCUCGUCGUGAAGAGCAACUGGGGCCGUGAGUUCACGUGCCUGUACCGGCUGCGUGUGCAUGGGCAGCGCAUCGAGCAGGCGCCGGUGCCCGCCGCUAAAGCGUCGAGUCUCUCGUCUCGUGGCCCUCUCUGGCUACCGUUCGUGUCGUUAAUCUAUUUCUGCUCUCUAUUCUAA